Cydia fagiglandana is the source of this 2159-nucleotide messenger RNA. RefSeq lists its product as uncharacterized. Bases 148 to 1404 code for a protein of 418 amino acids. NCBI's taxonomy places the organism in Eukaryota, Metazoa, Arthropoda, Insecta, Lepidoptera, Tortricidae. The transcript is spliced from 5 exons. The record is from RefSeq and is a predicted model, not a curated record.
CAUUACAUUUUGACUUUUGAGUGCAUUGAACUGUAAAAUCUAUUGUAAAAUCGAUCAAUAGAAAAUUCGAAUUUUAUAAAUUUAUUUCCUAGACAAGAUAAGAAAAUAAAUAAAGCAGAACGUGGAUAAUUAAGCCAAGUCAGUAAAAUGGAGGAUAUAAUUUCCAGGCUUAUGCAAAACAUAGAUAAGUGUUUACAACCUAAACUUGAAAGGAAUUGUGAAGAAUGUAAACAUCAUGAUGAAUAUACUUUGCGAAAAGAUAUAUUAACUGCAGAAUUUCCAAUAACAUUUAACCUCCUCGGAGAGGUAGACCUGAGACAUGUUUCAGCUGCCGCAGGCGUCCUAUCUUCUCUGCUAAUAAUGUACGAAGAGCUACGAUUAGAUGCAGUAUGGAAUCCAGAGGUUUCUAAAGAAUACGCAAAACAACUAAAUAAUUUUCUGGAAUUGUCGUGUGACAUUACAUUUGAUAACAUGUUGAAGGUAGAGAGACCUUUCUAUGAACCGCAGGAGGUAUUUGACUGCUGUAUGGAGAAGAUACAUCGGAGGCUUACACCUGAGACCUUUAAAAGAUAUCCGGCAACUAUUGAUGUGUAUUGCAAACUCAUUCAAAAUAUAAAAGACUACAGUAUAGCAGUGAAUCCACAACAGACACUGCCAGCGUCCCUGCUCCUCAUUGAUGAUUAUAUGACCGUCCACAAGACCAAAGGUUUGAAGAGUUGUGCUGCUAUUUUACAAAGCAUGGCAUCAAACGGGUUCCAUAACGGCAACUACUAUGAAGUUGUGUACACAAGCCUCAAGAACUCCCUCCAGGUGCAGUAUGUGGAUGUGAACAAGCUCUCUCACAUCUGCCUCAUGGAAUUGAUAAGGCUUCUGCCAGCUCAGGAAAAGACAGUAAAGUCAGGAGACCUCUUCGUGGUGACCCUGGAGCAGUUGUACCAAGAGUCCAACUUGCUCAGGAAAGCCAACAACUUCCGGUUCAGUAAGAAGCUGAUCGAGAUCAACGGCGUGAACUGCGUGAACAGGAAGAAGGCGUUCUGCACCAUUGUGUGUGACAACCUGGACACGUGCUCCAAUGUGGAUGUGGCGCAAAUGCUGCUUAUGUCCAUUUUAGAGUGUUUCGAAGAAUGGAUAAAGCACUGCUGGUGCGUAUGGAACGUUCGUCUGCCAUCCGACCAGCAUCUUCUCUCCCUCCUGCUGAAAGUCAUGUACAUCAAUAUCCACGAUGAGCAGCUCUCCAAAAAACUCCAAGAAAUACUAGAAACCCUCAUUUGUAUUUCUACUAAGGAGGACCAGCAGCAGAUAUUGGGGAGUUUGGAGGCAAGGAGGCAGCUGACGAGCCAGGAGUUUUUGAGGAGGCUUGAAGCUACCAGGAAUGAAGCUCGGAGUUUUGCGCAUCGACCAUAAGUGAAGUGAAUCGUUGGUAAAACGCGAAUUCUGUACAUCCAGCACUGAACUGACUGCGCGAACGGAUUGCGGGUUUGAAAGAUGUCCUCUUAAUGUCCUGCGCCAAAGGAAGAUGCUGUCUUGCAUGACUUACAACUUGAAAGGAAGACGUGCUAGCCCCGUAGACAAAGCAAAGAAUCCUACGGUUGCUACACACGUCUCAUACAACAGUCGUGGGAUAGAAAGCGUUCCAGUGGGUUCCUUCAUAUGAAAUUCAAUGCCACAAUAGCUUUAUUACCUAUAUGUGUAGAUCUCCAUAACUUAAGUGGGUACAUGGUAAUCUAAAUGAAUCUUUAAAUGUAUUCAUAAUUAUAAUACUAAAUGUAACUUAGACUUACAUACCUUAUUUGGACGUUAUAGAAAAUAUCACGUAUCAUAUAAAUAAUUGAAGAUAUCAUUGUAACCCUCUAUCUGGAUUUCCCAGAUGAAAUGAAAUGAUUUUUUUAUAUAAGGGUGGUAUUCUACCUGUCCAAUCUCAGUGCGUCUAACUCUUUCAUUAAAGCAUGUGAGACGCAAUACACAUUUGGACAAGGAAAUUGGAUAGGACCACCCUUAGGCAUCUACCGGCUCAUAGAUAAAUACCUAAACAACAAACGAAACCUCGAGUAAAAAUGUUACUGUUCUUUCUCCCAUAGUAGCCGAUUGUUUAAUUCGUGUAUUACAUUGAAAUGUAUUGCUUAACCAGUGUUGUAGUUAAAUAAACGCAUACAAUCAUA